AUGUUAUUUUGUCCAUUAUGCGCAAAUAUGCUAUUAAUUGAUCCAGAUUUACAAGACACUAGAUAUUUUUGUCAAACAUGUCCAUAUAUUUUUCAUAUAAAGAAUAAAGUUGUAACUAAAGUACCAUUACAAAGAAAAAUUAUAGAUUCGGAUGUAUUUGGUGGUGAAGAAGCAUGGAAAUCAGCUGAUGUAGUUGAAGUUGAAUGUCAAGUUUGUCGUUAUAGAAGAGCAUCUUUAAUUGAAAUUCAAGUUGAUCCUAUUGGUCAACCAAAAACAUCAUAUUAUAGAUGUAAAAAUCCAGGUUGUGAAAAUCAAUGGCAAAAGAAAAAUAUAUAA
This is a messenger RNA of Dictyostelium discoideum AX4, 336 nucleotides long. It is a transcript of the gene rpc11, whose product is annotated as RNA polymerase III subunit. The transcript has 2 exons. Bases 1 to 336 code for a protein of 111 amino acids. The record is from RefSeq and is a predicted model, not a curated record. Gene Ontology annotation, cellular component: nucleus. Lineage: Eukaryota; Evosea; Eumycetozoa; Dictyosteliales; Dictyosteliaceae. Gene Ontology annotation, biological process: DNA-templated transcription. Gene Ontology annotation, molecular function: DNA-directed RNA polymerase activity.